This is a messenger RNA of Camellia sinensis, 1337 nucleotides long. RefSeq names its product bZIP transcription factor 12. Gene Ontology annotation, cellular component: nucleus. The record is from RefSeq and is a predicted model, not a curated record. Gene Ontology annotation, biological process: positive regulation of DNA-templated transcription. Lineage: Eukaryota; Viridiplantae; Streptophyta; Magnoliopsida; Ericales; Theaceae. Gene Ontology annotation, molecular function: DNA-binding transcription factor activity.
CCCAAAAAAAAAAAAAUAUAUAUCGACAAGCCCUAGGAAUUCGGGGGUAUGGCGUCGUCGAAGGUGAUGGCGUCUACAUCACCGACGAAUCCGGAUCUGCCACGCCAGUCCUCUAUACAUUCCCUCACAGUUGCUGACCUCCAGUGCGAUCAGAGCAAGAGCUUUGGUUCCAUGAACAUGGACGAACUCCUGAAGAACAUCUACGGCGACUCCGAAGCUUUUCCCUCCUCCGCCGUCAACGGCGGCGAUACUGCCUCUCUCUCCCGGCAAGCCAGCUUGACUUUGCCCAAGACUGUUGGGAACAAGACUGUCGAUGAAGUUUGGAAGGAGAUCGUUGAAGGCAGUGGAGGAGGAGGAGCGAAUCGGGAGCCGGAGAUGACUCUCGAAGAUUUUCUAACUAAGGCCGGUGCUGUGAGUGAAGAGGAUGUGAGAAUUCCGGUGAUUUCGCAGGCUCCGGCGGGGUUUGGUGCUGAUUCGAUGAUGAAUGCUGCUCAAUUUCAGGCUCCUCCGCCGCUGCAGAACGAAACAGGGGGUUACGGCGUUGAUUCGGUAGGGUUUGGGAACGGAAUUGAUGGGAGGAUGGUGGCUGUUGCCGGCGGAGGAAACGGUGGAGGAGGUGGAAGAGGGAAGAGGAGGACGGUGGAGGAGCCGCCCAUGGAUAAGGCGACGCAGCAGAAACAGAGGCGGAUGAUUAAGAACAGAGAGUCCGCGGCGAGGUCCAGGGAGCGAAAGCAGGCUUACACUGUUGAGCUGGAAUCGUUGGUGACUCAGUUGGAGGAGGAGAACUCCAGGCUUUUGAGAGAAGAGGCUGAGCAGUCUAAGGAAAGGUUUAAACAGCUCAUGGAGAACUUGAUUCCUGUUGUGGAGAAGCGAAGACCACCACGAGCUCUUCGAAGAGUGAAUUCCAUGUGACGGGUAGAUGUUCCUUAAUUUAUGGGUUGACAAUAAAGAUGGAAGAAACUGGUUUUCUCUCGCCUGUCUCUGAAGCGGAGCUGGAAGGCUUCUUAUACAAAAAGAAAGAUAGAAAGAAAAAGAAAGGUAUGGGUCCGAUGUUCGUUUUUGGUGGGCAACUGUUAGUUUAGGAUGAUGUGGUGUUGAUUUGUAAAGAGAAAGCUGAGUGCAGCCAAAGACACUUCUUAAGUAAAUUCGUUAGAACUGGAGAUGGAUGUGGUUGGUUUCAUCCACAUCUUGUGGAAGGUUCCUUGAUUUGCAUAGUUAGGUGUUGUAGAAAAAAAAAAAAUAUCUCACUUUACAGUUCAGUUUCCCCGCGGAUGCUUCUGGGAGUAGGGGAGACUGUUGAACCUCGACUAAUAUAUAUAAAAUAUUACAUUAAAUUA